Messenger RNA from Salvia miltiorrhiza (redroot sage), 1291 nucleotides. RefSeq names its product glucan endo-1,3-beta-glucosidase 12-like. The coding region runs from base 393 to 1106 and encodes 237 amino acids. The record is from RefSeq and is a predicted model, not a curated record. NCBI's taxonomy places the organism in Eukaryota, Viridiplantae, Streptophyta, Magnoliopsida, Lamiales, Lamiaceae. The transcript has 4 exons.
UGGCUCCUGAGCAGCAGAAUCAGUCUCCUACAUAAGAGAUAGUAAAACUUUAUUUUUUAUUUUGAUAUAUAUAUAUAUACAAAAGCAGAUGCAAAAGCAUAUUUCAGCCAUCAUCAUUACCACCAUCAAUGCUGCAAACCCCACUCAAACUCCAAACUAUUCCCUCUCUCUCUCUCACUCCUCUCUCAAUCUCUCCUCCUUCCACCUCUUCACCACUCUCUUUAUCUCUCCAGAUAUAUUUGUAUUUAUAUAUGUGAUGGAUGGCACAAAGUCCUUUCUUUUCAAAGAGUAAUGAUGCUUGUUUGGAUGAACAUGGUUUAUCCACUGUCUCUCUCUGUUUCAAAACCAAACUAAGAAGCUGAUAAGAGAGAAAGGAACACAUAUUGCUAACAAUGGCCAGAAACAGAGUAGCCUUCACACUCUUUCACAUAGCUGCUCUCCUCCUCUCUUCAGGUUCAAGUUCCAAAGAAUCAGUGAGAAUUUCCAGUAGGCAGAUGGAUAUAACAACCCCAAUCACAACAGUUCCAACAGCUAACAACCCUUUAACAACAACAACAACAACAACUCCGAUGCUAAAUCCAACUGAUUCAAAUUCUGAUCAAAACCCCACCAUCAUGAACCCUGCCAAUCCACAAAUGACCCCUUUGUCCACAAGCUCACCCAGCCCUUUGAGCGGGAGCUGGUGCAUAGCCAGCUCCUCCGUCUCCCAACCCGCGUUGCAGCUCGCCCUCGACUACGCCUGCGGCCACGGUGGGGCCGACUGCUCCCCCAUCCAGCAGGGCGGGGCAUGCUACAGCCCCAACACCCUUCGCCACCACGCCUCCUUCGCCUUCAACGCCUACUAUCAGAGGAAUCCCAUCCCCACUAGCUGCAACUUUGGCGGCGCCGCCGUCACCACCAGCUCCGAUCCCAGUUAUGAUACAUGCCAAUAUCCAUCAACCAGCACAAGUUCAUCUCUGUUGAACAUAACUAACUCGAGCGGAUCGAGAGUUUUUGGAGCCGGUCGACCCAUCACUCCGGCUACUUCGGCAGCUGCUAGGCAAAGCUGCAUCCCUUGCCUUCACUGCAUAUUAGCAUACUUGAUUAAUAUCUUAGCUUUGUUAUGAAUUAUGAUAGAAUUGAUUGAAUAUUUGAGAUAUAUAUGGGAGUCUUUUUGUAUGAAUGUAGAGAUGCUUGAUGUCAAUUGGUGCUCAUGUUUUUUUGAAUCAUUUGCCAAUUAAGAUGAUAUCUUUGUAGUGAACACUUUAUUUGUGUAAAUGAAAAAGUAUUAGAGUUGGUGUUUUUUGUAUCA